Messenger RNA from Pelobates fuscus (common spadefoot toad), 1469 nucleotides. It is a transcript of the gene ANKRD66, whose product is annotated as ankyrin repeat domain 66. Lineage: Eukaryota; Metazoa; Chordata; Amphibia; Anura; Pelobatidae. Bases 92 to 715 code for a protein of 207 amino acids. The record is from RefSeq and is a predicted model, not a curated record. Gene Ontology annotation, molecular function: protein binding. Gene Ontology annotation, cellular component: nucleus. The transcript is spliced from 4 exons.
CUUUCUAUUCCAAAGCAUGCCAAAUGUGUGACCAUCAACUAAAUCAGGCGACACAGCGAUUCUUCGUAGGCAAGACCUGUAACAUCACAAAAUGGCUGACAUGACGGAGCUCCACCAAGCUGCGGCGUUAGGGGAUUACGACCUGGUUUCUGAGAUACUGAAGAAAGGCAUCUCUGACCCUAAUCAUAAAGACAUUGACUGGAGUGACAGGACUGCCCUACACUGGGCUGCAGCCAAAGGACAGUCGGAUACAGUCAGGCUGUUAAUUGAAUAUGGAGCCCGGCCAUGUUUGAGGACUGACAUCGGAUGGACACCAGCUCAUUUUGCUGCAGAGUCUGGGAAACUGAGUGUUCUGCGAACUCUCCAUGCCUUGCAUGCUCCUAUCGACACUGCCGACAUGCAUGGGGACACUCCAAAGAGAAUAGCACAAAUAUACGGCCAUAAAGACUGCCUGAAGUUUUUGGAGACGGCAGAAGUUGAAUGCAAUGACUAUCGAUUAACAGCAGAAAUGAAAGCAGAGCCUUUGGAUGAGGUAGAUGAGGAUUGGGAGUCCAAGAAGAGCGAACUUCUGAAAGCUCGCUUUGUUAAUAAAAAAGCAAGUGACAAACAAAGGAAUGUAAAAGGUUCUUCUCAACAAAUGUUGAUCCAAAGCUCAAUAAAAACGGAGAAGAAACCCAUCAAAUCACUGGUUUCUACCCCAAAAAUGAAGGAAUAGUAUUGGGUAGAAGAUGGCUUAAGGAAUUUAUUGACGGUCACAGACACGUUCUUUUAAUGCUAAAUGACUUCCUUCAGAACUUCAAGAAGUUCCCAUGUAGGACUCAGAAGGUUUGGAGAUACGCUGGUCAUCGGCAUCAGUUACUGAAAAAGUGACUCCCAGCCAUCCAUGUAGCCCUAUACUUUCUGCUUUUUAAUGCAUGAAUACAUUUUAGAACACCCAUACAGGUUUUCAGUAAUGUAGGACAUAUAUAGAACAAUGCUUACAUCUGGAACGGCAACACAGGAGUCCCAAAGUGAGACCGUUCCUCUGCUUCUCAGUCAGGUGGACAUCAUUCAAGAGCCUUUUCAAUAAAUUUGGAGUUGUAGCAAACUGAAGUCUGAGCUGCACAAUUUAAGGAAAAAACCUCCAACUCCACUAUAGACACAGCUUGUCUGUUUUAGACCUUUAUUUUGCUAUUUGGAUUAUAAUUCACUACAAUGCUAAGUUUGGUGAAUACGCGUGUCAGUGAUACAACAGGUUAUUUGUGUUAUGAGUUCCUUGUUCUUCAGAAAGCACUCCCGAACUGAAGUGGCAUUUUGGUCAACUUGAGAGGCAUUUUUUUAAGAGGAACUAUCCGCUUCCCUGUAUUAUAAUUAUUAUUCUGGUUUAUUGAACCCUGUAAAUUCUGUUGAAGUGACUUGAAUAAUUGAGUAUAGUCAAAAUCCACUUAUCUCGACCAAAUGUAGGCAUGCAGAGUUGCUAUUUUAGUUAC